CCACCCGGCACAUCAACAUGUCAGCCCACGGCAAACCCCUCGCUACAGACGACCAAUGACAUCAUCAUACACACGCGCAGCCCCUCAUUCCAUCUCCAUCACUCCACCCUCCACUCACCUUGAUCAUGACCAUAUCCUUCAUCCAGAAUCGAUAGCCCCCAAAAAGCGGUGUACGCAGCGCAAGCCACUCCAUGUGCCCCACGGGAAAACAAGCUUUUUAGCAGCUUCGCAGAAAAGAGCUUGUCCGAGCCCUGCGCUGUCGAUCGAAUCACGUAUCCGCCCUCAACACCGCCGAGUCUCCAAUUGGAAUCGAUUGGAUACGGAUCAAGGAAACAAGAAAGCAGAGCAAUAA
Periconia digitata is the source of this 352-nucleotide messenger RNA. The record is from the annotation of a GenBank genome assembly. NCBI's taxonomy places the organism in Eukaryota, Fungi, Ascomycota, Dothideomycetes, Pleosporales, Periconiaceae.